Messenger RNA from Anopheles nili, 943 nucleotides. Its product is annotated as probable serine/threonine-protein kinase DDB_G0281745. The coding region runs from base 431 to 934 and encodes 167 amino acids. The transcript is spliced from 2 exons. The record is from RefSeq and is a predicted model, not a curated record. NCBI's taxonomy places the organism in Eukaryota, Metazoa, Arthropoda, Insecta, Diptera, Culicidae.
UAUGUCAUUCGAUCAGUUCACGAGCUCCUCGAAGCUUAUCUCACGCUGUAUGUUGUAUGUUCGCACUCAUUUCAGACAGCAAAAGCUUCACGAUAAGAGUAGCAGUAACAAUAGUAGUAAAAGUGAUUUAAACGAGCCCUUUUUCGGUGUGCUCUAAACCCCCAACGGGGACGGUCGGAGGGAUUCUCAAUCGUGCGAUGGUAACCAAAAAAAAAAUGAAAAGAAAACCAAUAGAACAAGAAAGGAAAACGGUGGGCGUAUGUGUCCCUGGUGGCAUACGCGACUUUGCAGCACAGUUAGUCGUACGAAGGCAGGAACAAAUUAUUAACAGUGAGAAAAGAGAUUAAUAGUGACAUGCGAUGUGGGAACAAAAAAACCCCGGAAAAGAUACGCAUCUGCUCUACGAUACAAGCCGUGCCCCCUGUUACAAAUGGCCCGAUCUGAUAGCGCGGACCUGGUCGCCCUGGAAUCCCCAACGAUACCUUUUCCAUCGUCAGCUUCAACAGUGUCGUCGCCAGCGUCGCUUGCCCAAACCGUGGCCGGUUCCGUCGGAUUCCACCAGCCGGUACCCCCGCUGCAGCAGUACAUACAGCACCAGCAACAGCUCAAGCAGCGGUUCGUCGACGUUAAAGCAUCGCAGCAGCAGCAGCAGCAACAGCAGCAGCAGCAACAGCAACAGCAACAACCGCAACUCGCAAAGGAACUGCACCAAGCCAAGCGAACCGGAAACGGCGAUCGGAAAUCUGCACCGGUGGCCGUCGGAGACACGUUCGCUUCCGGUGUGGGAGCCGGCAGUAGCAGCACUACGGCCCUGCACCAGCUCGACGAUACCGGUUCGACGGAUUCGUCCAUCUUCGACGAGGACGUUAAGAAGCGCCCCCGGAAGCUGUUCUCAUUCGGCAAGCGCUUCGCCAAGUCGAAGAAACAGCAAUAACGACGUAAC